AUGUGGCAGUCGAUUGGCACUGGCCCUUGGCUGGUUGGGAUUCUCACAAAUCCCAGUUACACAGGGGCUCUUCUCUUCAAUAUCGCCGCUUUUAUCCUCCCAGCACUCUACGCAACCCUGUCCAAGCUAUGGGUCGCAAAGCUCGAUGCCUCGAGGGUCGUGACGACUGAUGUCUACACAUACAUAGGCGUGGUGGCUGAGGUCAUCAAUGAAGGCCUGCCUCGCGCAGCCUGGGUAAUCAUUGGAGAUCGAGCAUCACGCUCUCUCGCGUCAAGGCUUGAACUGGCCCACACGCUCAUCAUCUUCCAAGCUAUUCUUGGCUUGAUCAUGAGUAUCAUUUUUGCAUCGGCGGCCAACCAGUUUGCUGCGGCAUUCGUACCAGUCCCUGUCCGCGAUGCCAGUGUAUCGUAUGUUCGAAUCAGUAGCUUCUCUGCUCUGAGCUCAGCUAUCGAAGUUGCGGUUUCGAAUGCCACACGAGCGCUGGAUAAGCCAGACGUGCCUCUGGUCAUUAGCUCUACUAAAUUUGUGGUAAACAUCAUUCUCGACUUUCUCAUUAUCUCCAAAUACCAUGUUGGGAGCCAUCGGCCUACAGUCAACCUGCAGGCCGGUAUCCGUCUAGCUUGCGACAUGGCUUCUGCAAUUUUAGGCGUUAUUUAUUUUAUAUGGUUCACUCAAACGCAGCAGGGCGACAAAGUCUGGUCGAGGGUUCGGAUGCAGUCGAGCCUUCGGGCGCUGACCGUUCUCCUCCGGCCAGGUAUCAUCACGUUUUUCGAAUCAGCAGUUCGGAAUACAUUAUAUCUCUGGCUUGUAAGCGGAAUCGUCGCAAUGGGAGCCGAUUACGCGACCGCAUGGGGCGUGUUUAAUACCAUUCGCUGGGGGCUCGUCAUGGUACCUGUACAAGCAUUAGAGGCAACCUCACUCACUUUCAUCGGCCACGCAUGGGGGAAAUGGAGGCGGAGGAUCGGACUCGACAUUCGUAAAGCCAAAUUCUUGCGGGAUGAUCUGUUUACCAUUGCGCGGCCGGCCCUGGUAUCCGCAGCUCUUGCUCUUGCAGUGGAGAUUCCGCUUUGCUUACUCCUCGGGUUCUUCGGCUGCCGGCCAUUUGCCUACUACCUGAGCGGAUCUCGAGCUGUCUCAGAGAUAACCGCGCAUAUGUGGCGAACAAUUGACUGGUGCUAUCUGUUCUAUGCAGUUUCGACACAGCUAGCUGCGAUCCUCCUUGCAACCCGACCACGUUGGUACCUGCUUCAAUCCCUGAUCUCGAACAUCUUUUACGUUCUUCCCUGGGCGAUUGUCUGUCAGGCAGCGAAUUUGAAUGCAAAGGACGCAUGGACAUAUCACAGUCUCGUGUUUGGAGGGAGCCUGGUCUUUUCGUUCUUCACCGUUCUGGUUGUCGAUGGUCUUUGGGCGUGGAUUCUGCUCACCGGGCGAGCGUAUCUGGAAGCGUUCCACGAUGCAGAGCAAAACCAGGAUCAACAAGCCGUUGAGCCCUUCAUGUAG
Molecule: messenger RNA, 1500 nt
Organism: Uncinocarpus reesii 1704
Lineage: Eukaryota; Fungi; Ascomycota; Eurotiomycetes; Onygenales; Onygenaceae
Exons: 4
Coding region: 1-1500 (499 amino acids)
Source: RefSeq, a predicted model, not a curated record